This is a messenger RNA of Beta vulgaris subsp. vulgaris (sugar beet), 1218 nucleotides long. Its product is annotated as protein RER1B. The transcript is spliced from 4 exons. Gene Ontology annotation, cellular component: Golgi membrane. The coding region runs from base 240 to 818 and encodes 192 amino acids. NCBI's taxonomy places the organism in Eukaryota, Viridiplantae, Streptophyta, Magnoliopsida, Caryophyllales, Amaranthaceae. Gene Ontology annotation, biological process: protein retention in ER lumen; retrograde vesicle-mediated transport, Golgi to endoplasmic reticulum. The record is from RefSeq and is a predicted model, not a curated record.
AUAAGAAAUCAAAAAGAUUCAUAGAGAAAAGGGGAUAAACCGAAAAAAGCCCUCCCCAAAUCUCUCUUUCUAUCCUACUCCAUUCUACGACCUUUCAACCUCCUAAGAGCAUCAGAUUUCACCAUUACCACUGUCGGUCUAACUCCAUUUCACACGCCAUUUACGAAGCUUCAACUUGCAUUCUUUUCCUCUAAAAGAUCUUGUCGUGGUUCGAAAUCUGUAAAAAUUAGGGUUUUAUAAUGGAUGGUUUAGGUGGGUCGUCGACAGAAACUCCAGUGAGCAAGAAACUCCAUGAAUUUUCAAGAAUUUACCAGUAUUAUUUGGACAAGACGACACCUCAUGCAGUUCCUAGAUGGGUGGGAACAGCAAUUAUUGCUUUGAUUUAUGGAAUUAGGGUUUAUUUUGUUCAAGGUUUUUACAUCAUUACUUAUGGUCUUGGGAUCUAUAUCUUGAAUCUGUUAAUUGGGUUUUUAACCCCAUUGAUUGACCCUGAAUUAGAGGCUUCUGAUGGUGCUGUUUUACCCACUAAAGGUUCUGAUGAAUUCAAGCCCUUUAUUCGCCGUCUUCCGGAGUUUAAGUUUUGGCACACCAUAACUAAGGCGUUCUGCAUAGCAUUUGUUAUGACUUUCUUCUCUGUGUUUGAUGUUCCUGUAUUUUGGCCAAUAUUGUUGUGUUACUGGGUUGUGCUGUUUGUUCUCACCAUGAAGCGCCAAAUAGCACACAUGAUCAAGUACAGAUAUGUUCCUUUCAGCAUUGGAAAGCAGAAAUAUGGAGGGAAGAAAUCGGGUGCAGCUGCCAGUGGUUCUCGUGCUGACUGAUGAUACAUCCAAUAUUUGCAGGUAUUGGAGAAGUGAAAGAUCAACCUUAACCUUCCUCUGAAUUUUAGUGUAGGACAAGAGUGAAGGGGGCAAAUUGUGACCAAAUAUAUAUUUUUCAUCUGCGUAUUUUAGAAGUAUAUACCGCUAUCUGGUUGCAUUUUAAUUACCCUGCAUUUGCAAGGAAAUUUGUUGUUGCUUAGUGUGGACCUAUACUUGGCUGUUGUUUUUGUUAAAUGGUAUCGAUUUCAUGGUGUAUUAAAGCUCCAAGUAUUAGCAAGGCACUUCCCUAUUCAUUUAUUUUCCUGUUCCUUCUUUUUUUCUCCGUGAAUACAAUUCUAUUGUUCUAAUUCUGUAUGUUAAAUACACUUUUAUUAUACUUAAACAGGCAUUAUUUGACGUA